CUUCCUCCUGGGGCUUUAUCACGCGGGAGGCUUUGGCUGCUGUUUUUGUCCCUGCAUUUGCUGCCACUCCAAGCCUCCCCCUCUCCCUCUCCUGGGCUGCAGCACAGCCCCCAGGCAGGCGAACCUGUGUGUUCUUCGAGUCCCCGGGAGUUCGGGGGAGCACAAAGGCACUGGGGAAGCUGCUAGAUGCAGGACGGGAAUCACCCAGGAUCAUCCGCUGCCUCUACAGCCGCUGCUGCUUUGGCAUCUGGAAUCUGACCCAAGACCAGGCACAGGUGGAGAUGCAAGGAUGCCGGGACAGCGACGAGCCGGGCUGCGAGUCCCCCGACUGUGAGCUGAGCCCCAGAGCCCAGCCCCGCCCCAGCUCCACUCUCUUCACCUGCUCCUGCGCCUCGGACCUCUGCAAUGCCAACUAUAGCCAGAUGCCCGCUCCUGGGGGCCCGGGCGCUGCCGGCGCGCACGGCCCCCAGCUGGCCCCAGGCGAGUCCAUCUGGCUGGCGCCGGCGCUGCUGGGGCUCGUCCUGCUGCUGCUGCUAGUGCUGGCGAGCGUCGUGCUCGCCCUGCGACAGCGCGCGGCCCGCCGAGUGCGGGGAGACCCCGCCGCGCCCGCGCCCGAGCCAGAGUCCGAGCGGGACUGGGGUGCGGAGCUCCCGCAGGUGCCCGAGCUGUGCCUCUCGCAGGUGCCCAGGCCGGGAGGGACUGGGGGAGGGGGCGCGGGGCAGAGGUGGUGCCUGGAGCCCCCUGGGGCCCACACCCGCGCCCGUCCGCCCCCUCGCCAGGUAAUUCGGGAAGGAGGUCACGCGGUGGUGUGGGCCGGGCGGCUGCAGGGCGAGUUGGUGGCCGUCAAGGCCUUCCCCCCGAGGGCCUGGGCCCAGUUUCGUGCCGAGAAAGCCCUGUACGAGCUGCCCGGCCUGCAGCACGACCACGUCGUCCGCUUCAUCACCGCCAGCAGGGGUGGCCUGGGACCCCUGCCUUCUGGGCCACUGCUCGUGCUGGAACUGCACCCCAAGGGCUCCCUGUGCCACUACCUGUCCCAGCACACCAGUGACUGGGGUGGAUCCCUGCGGAUGGCGCUGUCCCUGGCACAGGGCCUGGCAUUUCUCCAUGAGGAGCGCUGGCAGGACGGCCAGUAUAAACCGGGAAUUGCCCACCGAGACCUGAGCAGCCAAAAUGUGCUCAUUCGGGAGGACGGGUCCUGUGCUAUCGGAGACCUGGGUCUCGCCUUGGUGCUCCCUGGCCUUGCUCAGCCCCCAGCAUGGGCCCCGAUGCAACCCCGAGGCCCAGCUGCCAUCCUGGAGGGUGAUCCUCGGCCUCCCCCAUCUCGCUCUCCAGGCUGGCACCCAGAGGUACAUGGCCCCGGAGCUCUUAGACAAGACUCUGGACCUGCAGGACUGGGGCACGGCCCUCCGGAGAGCCGAUGUUUACUCUCUGGCUCUGCUCCUCUGGGAGAUUCUCAGCCGCUGCCAAGAUUUACGACCUGGACCUCUGCUCUUCUCCUCGGUGGUCUUUCUGCAAAGAAGGUGCCUCGAGGCUUAGCUGAGAGCCGGCCCUGUGGCUUCUCUGCAGACAGCACCCCGCCACCCUUCCAACUGGCCUACGAGGCAGAACUGGGCAGCAGCCCCACCACCUGUGAGCUGUGGACCUUCGCCGUGGAGGAGAGAAGGCGGCCCUGCAUCCCGCCCGCCUGGCAUGGCUGUCCCACGGUCCCCGCAGGCUUGAGGGAAGUCCUGGAGGACUGCUGGGAUGCGGACCCCGAGGCGCGGCUGACGGCGGCGUGCGUGCAGCUGCGCCUGGCAGCCCUGGGCCCGCAGCAGGCCUCCCAUCCUGGCGCGGAGGAGCGUCCAGAGAGCUGCCCGCCUCUCCACCCUGAAGACGGCCUCUCCGCGCCUCCCCGCUGCCGGUCUGACGCGUAGACCCGAGCUGAGUGCCUGCCCCCUCAGCGGAAGCGGGACCCUGAUUCCAGGAGCCCUCCACCGACUGUAGCAUGUAUGACGGAGAUGUGCUGUUUGCGUGUGCUUUAUGUCCGUGUCAACAUAAAUAUGAUGCUUGGCUGCCUCUCUCCUUGCCAAGGCUCGGGUCCUUCUGUACGUCCUUCCACUACACUCCUGCCCGACGGCUGGAGCUGGUGACCCACGAAAGGGAGACAAAGAUCCGUCUUUCAGAGUCUGCACUUUGGGCCCCGCUUCCUGUGACCCUGGGCUCCUUGUCUCUCCUCUUUUCCUUCUCCUUUUGCUUGGAGCUGACGGAAGGGCUGCUCUGAAGGUGAGCAGGAACCCCAGCUCUCCGCAUGGACCUUGUCCACUGUAGGACGAGAGUCAUUAGGAUGACCUCCCCACCAGACAGCUUCUGCUGGGUCUUUUUU
Messenger RNA from Sorex araneus (European shrew), 2362 nucleotides. It is a transcript of the gene AMHR2, whose product is annotated as anti-Mullerian hormone receptor type 2. The transcript is spliced from 9 exons. NCBI's taxonomy places the organism in Eukaryota, Metazoa, Chordata, Mammalia, Eulipotyphla, Soricidae. The record is from RefSeq and is a predicted model, not a curated record. The coding region runs from base 282 to 1913 and encodes 543 amino acids. Gene Ontology annotation, molecular function: ATP binding; transforming growth factor beta receptor activity. Gene Ontology annotation, biological process: protein phosphorylation; cellular response to growth factor stimulus; BMP signaling pathway. Gene Ontology annotation, cellular component: plasma membrane; signaling receptor complex.